This is a messenger RNA of Mycena indigotica, 846 nucleotides long. Its product is annotated as NmrA domain-containing protein. The record is from RefSeq and is a predicted model, not a curated record. Lineage: Eukaryota; Fungi; Basidiomycota; Agaricomycetes; Agaricales; Mycenaceae. The transcript is spliced from 3 exons. Bases 1 to 846 code for a protein of 281 amino acids.
AUGUCCUACACCUCUUUCGCUCUCGUUGGCGCCGGCACCGUUGGCUAUGGCAUCGUCGCUGGCCUCGCAGCGAAGAAUGUACCAAUAGUUGUGCUCUCUCGCCCGGGAUCCAAGAAUCUAGAAGAACUUCCAGCAGGCGCAAAGUCUGAAGUCGUAGACACCACUGAUACUGACGCGGUUGCGGCGAUAUUCAAGAAGCACAAGGUCGAUGUCGUUCUCGCAACAUUGACAACUACAGCAAACAAGGCGCAAUACCCCCUCAUCGACGCAGCCAAGGCGGCUGGCGUGAAGCUAUUUGUGCCCUCUGAGUAUGGGAUGCCGACCGAGGGCCAGACAGAGGGCAUUCUUGGUGAAAAGAAUGAUGUCGCGGCGUAUGCGAAGAAGAGCGGGAUUCCCUCUCUCCGAGUCUUCGCUGGCGGUUUCGUCGAGUACAUCCCCUGGCUGUUUACCUACACCGAGAACAAGAAGAUCAACGUUGUCGGGGAAGGCGACGUCGCAGCAAGCUACAACGCCGUUGCCGAUGUCAUCGGCUUUGUCGUGCAUGUUCUCACCACGCUGCCUCCGGCAGAGCUGGAGGACAAGAUCUUCCGCAUCGAGGGUGACCGGAAGAGACCAAGCGAGAUUGCGGCCUUGCUCAACACGACCAUUGAGCGGGUCGAUAAAAUGCCUGGUGAGCUCAGCGAGCUCAGGACGGGCCUCUCAAUAGCCUUUUCAUCUGGCGCUGGAAGCACGGGUUGGGAUGCAGUGAACAAGACAGAGGGGACGGGAGAUGCCGCAGCGGGAAGCGCCAAUAAACUUUGGCCAGGGCACAGCUGGCAGACAAUCAAGCAAGUCCAUAAUCUGUGA